Molecule: messenger RNA, 600 nt
Organism: Ambispora gerdemannii
Lineage: Eukaryota; Fungi; Glomeromycota; Glomeromycetes; Archaeosporales; Ambisporaceae
Source: the annotation of a GenBank genome assembly
AUGGCCACCGUUGCAGAUAUUUUAGCAGAAGGUCAAGGCAUUCGCCUGUUCAACAAGUGGAGUUAUGACGAUGUCGAAGUCAAAGAUAUUUCCUUAAUUGACUAUGUUCAAAUAAAAAGUCCUGUUUAUUUGUCUCACACUGCUGGAAGAUUCUCUGUCAAGCGUUUCAGAAAAGCCCAAUGCCCCGUAGUCGAACGUCUUACCAAUUCACUUAUGAUGCACGGACGUAAUAACGGCAAAAAACUCAUGGCCGUUCGAAUAGUAAAACAUGCGUUCGAAAUUAUACAUUUGCUUACCGAUCAAAAUCCCAUCCAGGUGUUGGUGGAUGCUAUCAUUAAUACUGGCCCGCGAGAAGAUUCGACCCGUAUCGGUAGUGCUGGCACUGUAAGACGGCAAGCAGUUGAUGUGUCGCCUUUGCGUCGCGUCAAUCAAGCGAUAGCACUUUUGACCAUUGGGACCCGUGAAUCCGCUUUCCGAAAUGUCAAAAGUAUUGCUGAAUGUUUAGCUGACGAACUCAUCAACGCUGCUAAGGGAAGUUCAAAUUCAUAUGCUAUCAAAAAGAAGGAUGAACUUGAACGAGUUGCUAAAUCUAACCGGUAG